AUGUGCAUGAGGGAAGCGAAGAUGUACAGAUAUAUCGAUAAAUGUAUCAGCGUGGAGGCGUGGAUGGGCGGAUACGCACAGAGAUGGUUUCCGCGUGGACACGCCAUCGCAACCGCUGCACCGCCGCACCACACACAUUUGAUGCAGUUACGCAAAGCGGCAGGCAUGCAUGACGAGACCCGCCCAGCGGCCGUGGCACCGACGCCGAGCACGAGGCAAGUCCUGUACGUGCCACAGCAGCAAGGAAAGGACACGGUGCUCGGUGCUUUAGCGGCCACUCGCCGAACGAAUCUGGCUGCGGCGCCCGUCAGCUUCACUCCACAUUGA
Messenger RNA from Trypanosoma rangeli, 327 nucleotides. RefSeq lists its product as uncharacterized. The transcript has a single exon. The record is from RefSeq and is a predicted model, not a curated record. Lineage: Eukaryota; Euglenozoa; Kinetoplastea; Trypanosomatida; Trypanosomatidae. Bases 1 to 327 code for a protein of 108 amino acids.